AUGAUUAAUUACAGUUUAAUUAAGGUGGCCGUGACGAGCGCCGCAUGCGGGAACCCAACGCGGGCAGGGAUGCGGCGGGGGGCCCCCCCCCCCCCCGCCCGCCCCCGCCGCUCACCCUCCGGUGCGCCCGGCGCCUCCGCCAUAGCGCUGCGUCACUUCCGCCGCCGCCGGGGGCGGGGCCUCGCGCCCGCGGUGCCCGACCGCUGCCGCCAGGGGGCGCUGCCGCUGCGCCACGCCGGCACGACCGGCGGACACCGAAGCGCCGGCUCUCCUAAGCCGCUCGGCCGGUCCUGUCGGUCGGUCCUGCCGGUGUGGCGUGAGCCCUCGUGGGGAACGAAAAACACGAGCUCGCCCCCCUCUGCCCCCUCCUCCCGGCGAUUUCGUUGCCCUCCGUUGUCCCCCCCUCGUCCCCGGUACCGCUCCCGCACCCGCGCCCCGCACCGGAGCGCGCAUCCCGGCUGCGAGAGGGAUGCGCGGCAGCAGCGCAUCCCCGAUUUCGAUGGGGUCCCUCCGCCGCUCUCCCCGGGCUCCUCUUUUCGUUACCGCCCGCUCCCCACGCAAACUUUCAACGAGCAUCGCUCCCCCCGGGCCGGCGGCGCGGCGGGAGGCGGCGCGGGGGGGACCCGGGGGCGCGGAGCCCCACGCAGGUGCGGCGCGGGGCUGAUCCCCGCUCUUACCUCGGGCUGCCCGGGCGGGUCCCCGCUCGCUGUCACCGGAUCAAUGUGCAGCGUCUCCAAGUACGGAUCCGGAUCCUCCCUCGGUGGCGCGGCUGGUCACUCGCUCUUGUUGCAUCUCGCCCGGGCGGACGCGGCGGCGGCGGGGCGGGCCCCGCAGCUCCGGCUGCCCCGGGCAGGGGCUCGCUGCCGACGGGCCCCCCCGGCCGAUGGCGGCCCCGGCCCCGGGCUGCGGCCCCUAGUCCCGAGCAGAGCCUGCACGUCCAGCCGGGCUCCGCGGCGCGGUGAGUGCGAGCGGGCGGCGGAUGGAGGGCCAAUUUGCCUGGCUCGCUGCUGCCCUUCUGCUACGUGCGGCGGGCGCUGCCCGCCCCGGCCCCUAAUCCGCCCGCGCCUAAUCGCCUGCCGGGGACGCCACAAAGGGGCUCCGGGCCUCCGCGCCCGCCGCCCCGCUCCGCCCGCGGCCACCGAGCGCCAAGUUUGGGCCCGCCCGCUCCGGCCCGGGCUCGGGCCCCAGGGACGCGCCGGCCGCAUCCUCCGGCGCCUUUCGCCGGAGCCCGCCCGGAGCCCGCCGCAAACCGGCACGGCACGGCACGGCCCGGCGAGCCGGCACAAAGGGAAGGGACGCGGCACCUCCCGGGGACUCGGCGAGGGAGGCAGCGGAGGUGGUGACCCCACCGGGGUGCCCUUGCCCCGGGCUCCCGGGUUCGCUCAGCCGCGGGGCCGCGCCCGGCGGGAGGAGGCGGCGGCGCUCGGGGCGUUUUGGGGGGGAAUGGAGGCGAUCGCCAGUCAGAUGGGAAAUGGGAGAGAUGCAAGCUCCUCCCCAAAUUCAAAGCAAGAGCUGCAGCCGUACCAGGGCUCCAAUACCCUCAAGCCCAACCAAGUGGGUGAGACCUCCCUGUACGGCGUGCCCAUCGUGUCCCUGGUCAUCGACGGGCAGGAGCGGCUGUGCCUGGCGCAGAUCUCUAACACGCUGCUCAAGAACUACAGCUACAAUGAGAUCCACAACCGGCGCGUGGCCCUGGGCAUCACCUGCGUGCAGUGCACGCCGGUGCAGCUGGAGAUCCUGCGGCGGGCCGGGGCCAUGCCCAUCUCCUCCCGCCGCUGCGGCAUGAUCACCAAGAGGGAGGCGGAGCGGCUCUGCAAGUCCUUCCUGGGCGAGCACAAGCCGCCCAAGCUGCCCGAGAACUUCGCCUUCGACGUGGUGCACGAGUGCGCCUGGGGCUCCCGGGGCAGCUUCAUCCCGGCGCGCUACAACAGCUCCCGCGCCAAGUGCAUCAAGUGCAGCUACUGCAGCAUGUACUUCUCCCCCAACAAGUUCAUCUUCCACUCCCACCGCACCCCGGACUCCAAGUACACCCAGCCCGACGCCGCCAACUUCAACUCCUGGCGCCGCCACCUCAAGCUCAGCGACAAGACGGCCACGGAGGAGCUGUCGCACGCCUGGGAGGAUGUCAAGGCCAUGUUCAACGGCGGCACCCGCAAGCGGACCUUCUCCCUCCGGCCGCCGCUCUUCCCGCACCCCUACGGCUUCCCCGCCGCCGCGUUCGGACUGUGCCCCAAGAAGCAGGAGGAGGCGCUGGGCGGCGCGGGGGGCGGCGAGGCGGGCAAGGGCGGCGCGCUGCCCCCCGGCAUGUUCUGGGGACCCCCGCACCCGCACCCGCACCAGCCGGCCCAGCCGCCGCACCAGCCCGGCGCCGCCAAGGACAGCGGCGUGUACCCCUCGUUCCCCGUGUUCUGGCCGGCCGCCGGCAGCCUGCCCGUGCCGCCCUACCCCGCGCAGAGCCCGGCCAAGGCUGGAGCCUCGGGCAGCGGCCGCAGCAGCGCCACCCCGCAGGAGGGCGCGGGCGCCGAGGGCGAGCGCUGCCCCAGCGCCCUGUCGCGGGCGGCGGGCGAGGAGGAGCGCUCCGGGGACGAGGCGCUGCUGGCCCCGCUGCCGCUGCCCAGGAAGGGCAGCUACCUGUCCGCCUUCCGCCCGGUGGUGAAGGACGCCGAGAGCAUCGCCAAGCUCUACGGCACCCGCGAGGCGUUCGGCGGCGCGGGGCCCCGCGGCCCCGGCUACCUCUCGCCGGACUUCCUGAGCGAGGGCAGCUCCAGCUACCGCUCGCUGUCCCCCGGGGGCGACACGGCCGAGGAGCCCGAGGUGGACGUGGAGUCCAACCGCUUCCCGGAGCCCCGAGGGCAGCCCCGAGCGCAGCGGCAGCAGCGGCGCCUACGAGGUGCGGGGCCGGGCAGGGGGGUGUUCGCGCCCGAGAGGGGGGAGCUCCUGCCGCCGCUGAAGCCCGCAGCCUCGCUGGGAGCCCCCGCCGCCUUCCUGUGCACCCCCGAGGCCAAGGAGCAAGAUAAAGAAGACAAUCACUCGGCGGCGGAGGAUUUAGAGAGCAGAAAAUCCUAUCAGGACCAAAGGAAUGUCUCUCAUCCCAGCCCUGUAAAUACCGACAGAGGCGAGGAAGGGCUGCCCAUGGAUGUCACCGGGACGCAGCUGCUGGAGAAGGACAUCGAGAACCUGGCCCGAGAUGAGUUACAAAAACUGGUCCUGGAGCAAAUGGAGCUGAGGAAAAAGCUGGAGAGGGACUUCCAGAGCCUGAAAGAUAACUUCCAGGACCAGAUGAAGCGGGAGCUGGCGUACCGGGAGGAGAUGGUGCAGCAGCUGCAGAUCGUGCGAGACACGCUGUGCAACGAGCUGGACCAGGAGCGGAAAGCGCGCUACGCCAUCCAGCAGAAGUUGAAAGAGGCUCACGACGCGCUGCACCACUUCUCCUGCAAGAUGCUGACCCCGCGGCACUGCAGCGGGAACUGCUCCUUCAAGCCGCCGCUGCUGCCCCAGUGAGCCCCCCGGGCCCCCACCCCGAAGCCAUGCGGGCAGAGCCCACACAAGCCAUUCCCACGAGGAGCCACCUGUACAUAGAGCACCCGGAGCCCGGCUCUGCUCGGACUGGCGCCGGGGCGGGGGCGGCCCCGCUCCGCCCCCGCUCCCUCCCCGUGUGUCCGUCCGCUCCUUCCACCCUCGUCCAGACUGGAAACAA
Passer montanus (Eurasian tree sparrow) is the source of this 3697-nucleotide messenger RNA. RefSeq names its product SKI family transcriptional corepressor 1 (gene SKOR1). Gene Ontology annotation, molecular function: SMAD binding; RNA polymerase II cis-regulatory region sequence-specific DNA binding; DNA-binding transcription factor activity, RNA polymerase II-specific. NCBI's taxonomy places the organism in Eukaryota, Metazoa, Chordata, Aves, Passeriformes, Passeridae. Gene Ontology annotation, biological process: negative regulation of transcription by RNA polymerase II; negative regulation of BMP signaling pathway. The record is from RefSeq and is a predicted model, not a curated record. Gene Ontology annotation, cellular component: nucleus; transcription regulator complex.